AUUGUUAGUAGAGACGUGUCGUUUUUACGUACGCUUAGUCAUCGUCUUCUGACAUCACGAAUCUAUUGUCCUACCGCUUCUUUUGGUCCUACCACCACCGCUCGCUCAAAUCGAUUCUCCCCUUCACAAAACCAUUACCAGUUUCUUCAUGUUUGUUUCGACACCUACCGAAAGAGGCGUUCCCCAUCCCGUUGUUACCGGUUCUCCAUCGUUACUGAACAUUCGUUGCACCGCAAAACGUAUGAAUGUCGGGUGGAGACCGGAGUGAUUUACCGGUGAUGGAGAUGGAGAUGAACCACAUCGAUGUUCCAGUUUAGGUAGAGGACGGUGGUGGUCGGAUUUUACUCCAGUCAAACAGGAACCACCGAUUUUUUAAUACAUCGAUGUUCCAGUUUAGGUAGACGACGGUGGUGGUCGGAUUUUACUCCAGUCAAACAGUAACCACCGAUUUUUUAAUGGAAUGAUCUUGAAGUAAACAAGAAACCCUAGAAUUGAUAGUUUCUAUUGAGAUCCAAAAAUCUGUGAUAUUCUUCUUAUAUUCCGAAAUUGUUUUCCAUUGGAGGAGAUCGACAGGGAAGAGACCCCCGAUUACAGUGUGAAGAAGAAAAGGGGAAACGAUCGGACCACUCGACUCAUUUAUUGACGUGCCUUGAAAACAUAAACGAAAUAUCGACAAAACUGGUUUGAGAAUAAAACGUACCAUUAGAAGCUUUUGCAAAGCUGAAGACUAUCAUAUAGUCCCAAUUCAUUUAGAUUGAUCUGAAAGGAUAACAUUGAAAAAGAAGUUACCUUAGUGCUUAACCUCUCUAAUCAAAUCCCCGUUAAAAAGAAUAUGAUCUAUGGAAAAGAAAAGGGUCAAUGGGAGAUGGAAAUUUAGGAAAGAAUCGAGGCAGACCAUUCACGCAAUAGAUUAUGUUAGUGAAGAAGGGCGGUUUGGGGAUUAUGAUGAAAAGGCUGUGAAAUCAUUAAGAGUUUCAUGCUGGUUGAAUGCUGUUGCUUGUGGCCUCAAAUUAGAUGAUCACAAAAAUGCAAUCAUCUUAUGCUCAAAGGUGUUGGAUAUUGAGUUUUACAAUGUGAAAGCUUUAUACAGAAGGGCACAAACUUAUAUGGAAACUUAUGAUUAUGAAUUGACCGAAGUGGACAUCAAGAAGGCCUUGGAAGCCGAUCCACAAAACAGGGAGGUAAAGUCUAUUCACAACAUUUUAAAGCAACUUGAACCAGAGAGUAACAAAAGAGAUGCUACACUUCAUACAAAUAUGUUUGCCUAAAUGGCUAACGAUUGUUCUAUACAAACUAAGAUGUGGUAGAGAUUAAAGAUUGAGAAAGUGGAGAAGAAUGAGAAGGAUGAAAUGGCUGCUGAUUCAUCUUGAAAUUAUUGUAUUUUGUGUGUGUGUGUGUGUUAGUUGAUGGGUAUUUUGAUGCUAAAGGUGUUUGUAAAUUUAAAAUAUUUUAUUUGAUUACACUCUUGAUUUGCA
Lactuca sativa (garden lettuce) is the source of this 1475-nucleotide messenger RNA. RefSeq names its product 70 kDa peptidyl-prolyl isomerase. Gene Ontology annotation, molecular function: protein binding. Lineage: Eukaryota; Viridiplantae; Streptophyta; Magnoliopsida; Asterales; Asteraceae. The record is from RefSeq and is a predicted model, not a curated record.